Zingiber officinale is the source of this 1544-nucleotide messenger RNA. Its product is annotated as bZIP transcription factor RISBZ2-like. NCBI's taxonomy places the organism in Eukaryota, Viridiplantae, Streptophyta, Magnoliopsida, Zingiberales, Zingiberaceae. The record is from RefSeq and is a predicted model, not a curated record. The transcript has 5 exons. Gene Ontology annotation, biological process: regulation of DNA-templated transcription. Gene Ontology annotation, molecular function: DNA-binding transcription factor activity. Bases 329 to 1114 code for a protein of 261 amino acids.
UUCCGCCACGUCAGCUGUGAAACUUCGGCAGGGUGACUCGACUAACCUCGGACGAUGAAUCCUGCCAUUUAUUCACGGACAUUCAAGGAAAACGACCCAACAUUAUACCAUUUUAUAUUAGUUAAUAUACAACAACUGGCGGAUCCAUAUAGAAUGCAAAAUAAGGUGUAGACUGGAUUAGGAAAUAAGAGGGACGAAAAGUUUUUCACCUUUUUCACGUCCUUCCUUUUCUACUUGUCCGCAUAAUAAAAACCAGCCAAGACAGUGCGAUCGAUCGAUCGAGAGAGUCGAGAGAGGGCGAUUGAGAUAGAGAUCGGAAAGGAUAGAGAUGGAGAGGGCCUUCUCAUUGGAAGCGAUCAUUGAAUCCUUCUGGGUUUCCUCCCCCAUACCCACGCCGUCGGGGAUUCCUCUGCAAGGAGGAGGAGGAGGAGCAGCUGGGGAAGGAGGCGUCAUCAACAUGAAUAAUGCCUCGGAGUGGUGUGUCGAUAAGUUCCUCGAGGUCGUCGACGGGUGCAAUGCUGAUCCAGCAGCGGCUUCCCCCCACGACCGUAACCUUAGCGUCAGUCGCAAUUAUGACACUAAUCUUGCCCCCAACUCCGGCGCUCCCUCCGCCUACGUGGUGGCGAACGUUUGCGGUAGUAGGGGAGACUUGGGACGAGUUGGGUACCAUGAGUUGGGGGAAAUGAAGGCACCUCUCACGCCACAGCCCUCAAAUCCUGCGGAAUUGAUUGACCCGGAGGAGCACCAGGCGCUUCUCAAGAAAAAGCUGGACAUUGUUUGUGCUGCCGUUGCCAUGUCUUGGGGUUCAAGUGUGAAUACGCAGGAGUAUGCUUCUGUUGCUGACAGUAGGUCCCCUAUUUCAGAUGUUACACGGCCUGGUUCUCAAGUGCACACAAAUGUUACCCAAGGGAAGCAGGCUACAAGCAAUUCAUCAGGGGAGCAGUUAGAUGAGGUUGAUGAACUUGAAGGAGAAGCAGAGACCAACAACAUUGGCCCUUCAGAUAAACGCAUGAGGAGAAUGCUUUCAAACAGAGAAUCAGCAAGACGAUCAAGGAGAAGAAAGCAAGCACAUAUGAGUGAGCUCGAAGCCCAGGUCAUUCAGAUUGUUAUUUAAAUCCCAUGUAUCUUCAUUUGUAUUAACUAUUAAUACAUACUUAUUUUGCAUUAGGUCUCACAAUUAAGAAUUGAACACUCAUCACUGUUGAAUCGUCUAACUGACAUUAAUAAGAAGUAUAGUGAUGCUUCGGUUAAUAAUAGAAUACUAAAAGCAGAUUUGGAGACUGUUAGAGCCAAGGUGAAAAUGGCAGAAGAAUCUUUAAAGAGGGCAACUGGGGUGAAGCCUUUAUACUCGGUCAUCUCUGACAUGUCAAGUAUCGAUUUUCCCUUCACUCCGAGCAUGUCUAAUCCAACCCCCAACAUGGCACUUCCUUUCCAAGAAGGGACGAAUCACUUCUUCCACGCCUCGAUGCAUGUCCAAGAUGUUCCUCAUGGGCCUGAGUUUUAGAGCCACGUGAAUCUUUUAAAAACAAAAGGAAAAGAAAAGA